GUGUGGAUAGCUUGGAGAUAGACAUGGAUAAGCAAAAGGUGACAGUGAGUGGGUAUUUGGAUAAAAGGAGGGUUCUUAAACAAGUUAGAAGAAGUGGCAGAAAGGCUGAGUUUUGGCCAUUUCCAUAUGAUGCUGAGUACUAUCCCUACGCGGCUCAGUAUUUGGAUGAAUCAAAUUUCACUUCUUCCUAUAAUUACUACAUGCAUGGACAAAAUGAGAGCGUUCAUGGAUACUUCCCUGCCCUUCCUUUUCCCACUACCAUUGAUGAUAAGAUUACUUACAGUUUCAGCGAAGAAAAUGUUCAUGCAUGCACCAUUAUGUGA
Molecule: messenger RNA, 323 nt
Organism: Olea europaea var. sylvestris
Lineage: Eukaryota; Viridiplantae; Streptophyta; Magnoliopsida; Lamiales; Oleaceae
Product: heavy metal-associated isoprenylated plant protein 45-like
Exons: 1
Molecular function (GO): metal ion binding
Source: RefSeq, a predicted model, not a curated record